Micromonas pusilla CCMP1545 is the source of this 1221-nucleotide messenger RNA. RefSeq lists its product as uncharacterized. The coding region runs from base 1 to 1221 and encodes 406 amino acids. Gene Ontology annotation, cellular component: cytosol. The record is from RefSeq and is a predicted model, not a curated record. Gene Ontology annotation, biological process: gluconeogenesis; glycolytic process. Gene Ontology annotation, molecular function: phosphoglycerate kinase activity; ADP binding; ATP binding. The transcript is spliced from 2 exons. NCBI's taxonomy places the organism in Eukaryota, Viridiplantae, Chlorophyta, Mamiellophyceae, Mamiellales, Mamiellaceae.
AUGCCCCGCGCGGCGUUCAAGGUCGAGGCCGCGAAGAAGUCCGUCGGCGACCUCAAGGAGGCGGACCUCAAGGGCAAGACCGUCUUCAUCCGCUGCGACCUCAACGUGCCGCUCGACGGCGCGAAGAUCACGGACGACACGCGCAUCCGCGCGGCGAUCCCGACGCUCGAGUACCUCGUCAAGAACGGCGCGAAGGUCCUCGUCACCUCCCACCUGGGCCGCCCGAAGGACGGCCCCGAGGACAAGUUCCGCCUCACCCCCGUGGGCGACCGCCUCGCCGAGCUCCUCGACUGCUCCGUCACGAAGAUCGACGACUGCGUCGGCGACGUCGUCAAGGACGCCAUCGCCGGCAUGGAGAACGGCUCCGUCUGCCUCCUCGAGAACGUCCGCUUCUACAAGGAUGAGGAGAAGAACGGCGCCGACUUUGCCAAGCAGCUCGCGGAGCACGCCGACCUCUACGUCAACGACGCGUUCGGCACGGCGCACCGCGCGCACGCCUCCACGGCGGGCGUCACCGAGUUCCUCUCGCCCUCCGUCGCCGGGUUCCUCCUCCAGAAGGAGCUCGACUACCUCGACGGCGCGGUCUCCAACCCGGAGCGCCCGUUCUGCGCCAUCGUCGGCGGCAGCAAGGUGUCCUCCAAGAUUGGCGUGAUCGAGUCCCUCCUCGAGAAGACGGACAAGAUCAUCCUCGGCGGCGGCAUGAUCUUCACCUUCUACAAGGCGCUCGGCAAGUCCGUCGGGUCCUCCCUCGUCGAGGACGACAAGAUUGACCUCGCGAAGGAGCUCAUGGCCAAGGCGGAGAAGAAGGGCGUCAAGAUCCUCCUCCCCACCGACGUCGUCGUCGCCGACGCCUUCGCCGCCGACGCCAAGACGCAGACGGUGUCCGUCGACGACAUCCCCGAGGGCUGGAUGGGCCUCGACAUCGGCCCGGAUUCCGUGAAGUCGUUCCAGGAUGAGCUCAACGAGUGCAAGUCCGUCAUCUGGAACGGCCCCAUGGGUGUCUUCGAGAUGGAUGCGUUCGCGAAGGGCACGUUUGCGAUCGCCGACACGCUCGCGAACCUCGACGGGAUCACGAUCAUCGGCGGCGGCGACUCCGUCGCCGCGGUCGAGAAGGCUGGCCUCGCGGACAAGAUGUCGCACAUCUCCACCGGCGGCGGCGCCUCCCUCGAGCUCCUCGAGGGCAAGGUGCUCCCCGGCGUCGCCGCGCUCGACGAGGCGUAA